AUGUCUGUUUUUUCUCCAACGGGCUGCCUGUUGAUUCAGUUCUUCUUGCAAUUUCAGCUUCAAUAUUAUGGGCCAUUCUUCUUCAUUGAUGAACCGUACUGUUGUUUUACAGGAUCAAAAAAGUCAUCAAGUACUGGCAUUAUCAUUGGAGUAGCAGUUGGUUGUUCUGUGCUUGUGCUAUUAGUUAUCUUUGCUGGAAUUUAUGCUUUUCUUCAGCGUAAAAGAGCAAAAAGCGCUUCCGAAAGGAGCAACCCGUUCUCAUCUUGGGACCCUAAAAAAGGAAGCGGCAGUGUUCCACAGCUUCAGGAGCAAAAUGGUUUUCCUUUGAAGAUCUCAAGAAAUGCAUUGACAAUUUUUCAGAAUCCAAGUGCAUUGGAUCUGGAGGCUACGGAAAGCACUUGCGGAGUCACUAAUGGAAAAGAAAAGGAUGCUCCCCUUCUGUGUAAUAUUAACUGA
Messenger RNA from Fraxinus pennsylvanica, 456 nucleotides. The record is from the annotation of a GenBank genome assembly. NCBI's taxonomy places the organism in Eukaryota, Viridiplantae, Streptophyta, Magnoliopsida, Lamiales, Oleaceae.